Messenger RNA from Sorghum bicolor (sorghum), 3763 nucleotides. RefSeq names its product NHL repeat-containing protein 2. The record is from RefSeq and is a predicted model, not a curated record. The transcript has 29 exons. NCBI's taxonomy places the organism in Eukaryota, Viridiplantae, Streptophyta, Magnoliopsida, Poales, Poaceae. Gene Ontology annotation, molecular function: protein binding. The coding region runs from base 16 to 3540 and encodes 1174 amino acids.
CCACACGGCGCCCACAUGUACGCCCAGGACAAUCGCGAGCAGCAGCAGCGCACCGCGUCCACGCUCCACCUCCACCCAUCCACUCGUGCGCCGCAGCGGCCAGCGAGCGAUGAGCCGUUCCUCCACAAAAACCAUCUCUGCCACAGCGCACGCUCCCGACCCGGCGAGUCCCACCCAAGCCGAGCGGCCAUGGCGCGGCACCUCGCGCCUUCGUCUGGAAGCCUCCACCGCCUCCUCGCUUCUCGCAACUACCCGCCCACUUCCCAGGCGCCGCCUCCCCGCCCGCUCCUCCUCCCGAAGACCCGAUCGGCGGCUAUGCAGCUCCCGCGACGCGGGCGGCGCGACGUCGUCGCCGCUGCAGCUGCCUCCGCACCGUCGCCCUCUUCUCCGGGGACCGAGGUGGCGGAGGGAGCGGCCUGGGGGAAGGUCUCCGCCGUGCUCUUCGAUAUGGACGGCGUGCUCUGCGACAGCGAGGAGCCCUCGCGACAGGCCGGCGUCGAUGUCUUCGCCGAGAUGGGCGUCGAGGUCACCGUGGAUGACUUCGUCCCCUUCAUGGGCACUGGUGAGGCCAAUUUCCUUGGAGGUGUCGCAAGAGCUAAAGGAGUAAAAGGUUUCAAUCCUGAAAGUGCCAAGAAGAGGUUUUUUGAGAUAUAUCUUGACAAGUACGCAAAGCCAAAUUCUGGCAUCGGAUUCCCUGGGGCUCUGGAGCUCAUCAUGGAGUGCAAAAAUUCUGGUCUUAAGGUUGCUGUUGCAUCCAGUGCCGACAGGAUUAAGGUGGAUGCCAAUCUGGCUGCUGCUGGUUUGCCUGUGUCUCUGCGUGGCACAAUGGUGAGAAGCCUUCCCACUGAGCCAAAGGUCCUGAGUUCGACGCAGCCUCUCUGCAAAAUGCAGGGAUUUGAUGCUAUUGUUUCUGCUGACGCGUUUGAAAAUUUGAAGCCCGCUCCGGACAUAUUUCUGGCAGCAUCAAAGAACUUAGGUGUUGACACAAACAAGUGCAUUGUGAUAGAAGAUGCACUUGCUGGUGUUCAAGCUGCAAAAGCUGCGGAAAUGAGAUGUAUCGCUGUGACGACUACUCUAGAGGAAGUUGCGUUACAACAAGGCAGUCCCUCACUCAUACGAAAGAAUAUUGGAGACAUUUCAAUUAACGACAUUUUGUAUGGUGGUUCUAAUGCUCGCCACAAUGAAGGGGCAGAAAAUACUGAGAAUAGUAGUUCGGUACGAAAUGCUUUGCCUGAGAGUCUGAACGGAACAACUGGUGCUGGACUUUCUGACACAAAAGGUUCUCCAACCUCAAAAAAUGAAGGGCUGUUGGGUUCUCGACGCGAAAUAUUGAGAUAUGGGAGUCUGGGAAUAGCCCUUUCCUGUUUUUUUGUUGCAGUCAGAAAUUGGAAGGCAAUGCAGUUUGCAUCUCCCAAAGGGCUGCUGAAUUUCUUCAUGGGUGGAAAUAGUUCAGUUUUUGCCAGAAAUGAAGGAGAAUCUUUGUCAUCAAGAGUUCAACAAAUAAAGAAAUAUCUAGCUGAGUUUGAAUCUGGGGGUUCUGCCACAUAUGUUCCUGAGUUUCCAAGAAAGCUUGACUGGUUGAAUACAGCUCCACUUCAGUUUGGACGAGAUUUAAAAGGAAGGGUGGUGCUGCUGGAUUUUUGGACCUAUUGCUGCAUUAACUGCAUGCAUGUCUUGCCAGACCUUGAGUUUGUAGAGAAGAAGUAUAAAGAAAAGCCUUUCACUGUUGUUGGUGUGCACUCUGCCAAAUUUGAUAACGAAAAGGACCUUGAAGCUAUCCGUAAUGCUGUUCUGCGCUACAACGUUACCCACCCGGUUGUAAAUGACGGUGACAUGUACUUGUGGAGAGAACUGGGUGUGAACUCUUGGCCUACAUUUGUUCUUAUUGGACCCAACGGAAAGGUUCUAGCACAGAUAUCAGGUGAAGGUCAUAGAAAGGAUCUGGAUGAAGUAAUUGGUGCAGCACUUGAAUUUUAUGAAGAGAAGGAACUGUUACGAAAUGACCCCCUUCCCUUGGCAUUGGAAAAGGACAAGGAUAGUCGUUUACUAACUUCGCCUCUCAAAUUUCCUGGGAAACUUGCUGUUGAUGUGCAGAACAAUCGAUUAUUCAUAUCAGACAGCAAUCAUAAUCGAAUUGUGGUGACCAACUUGGAAGGGCAGUUCAUAUGUCAAGUUGGGAGUUCUGAGGAAGGAUUGCUUGAUGGCCCAUUUGAUGCUGCCCUAUUUAACCGCCCUCAGGGUCUUGCUUACAAUUCCAAAAGGAAUAUCUUAUAUGUUGCAGACACUGAGAACCACGCGCUGCGAGAAAUUAAUUUUGUGGACGAGACUGUGAGAACACUAGCUGGAAAUGGGACGAAAGGAUCUGAUUACAAAGGAGGAGGUCAAGGAACAAACCAGGUCCUAAAUUCACCAUGGGAUGUAUGCUACGAUCCCACAGAGGAGACCGUGUAUAUUGCAAUGGCUGGGCAACACCAGAUCUGGAAGCACAUUGUACGUGAUGGAGUAACCAAAGUUAUUAGCGGUGAUGGCUAUGAGAGGAAUCUGAAUGGCUCAAGCGCCACCAGCACAUCGUUUGCACAGCCUUCUGGGAUUUCAUUAGCUUCUGAAAUGCAGGAGUUAUUUGUUGUUGAUAGUGAAAGCAGUUCCAUUCGAGUUGUUAAUUUGAAGACAGGAGGCUCAAGAUUGCUGGCUGGAGGAGAUCCAGUAUUUCCAGAAAAUUUGUUUAGGUUUGGAGAUUAUGAUGGGACUGGCUCAGAUGUGCUACUCCAGCAUCCCUUGGGUGUUGCUUAUGCCAGUGACAAUCAAGUAUAUAUAGCUGAUUCCUACAAUCAUAAGAUAAAAAAGCUAGAUCCUGUCACAAGAAAAGUUACAACUAUUGCUGGAACUGGGCGUGCAGGAUACAAGGAUGGUCCAGGCUUGGCAGCUCAACUUUCUGAGCCAGCAGGACUUGUUGAAGUUGGUGAUGGAAGGCUUCUUGUAGCAGAUACAAACAACAACACAAUCAGAUAUAUAACUCUUAGUGACAAAGGUGCUGAGGUGAAGACACUAGAGUUGAUCGGAGUGCAACCGCCAUCACCAAAACCAAAGGCAUUGAAACGCCUAAGACGGCGGUUAUCAGCAGAUACAGAUGUUAUUAUUGUCGAUGGUGGUUCUUCAAAGGAAGGAUUCUUGUCUCUUGCAAUCACAGUACCUGAUGGUUACCAUUUCUCUAAGGAAGCUCGCAGUAAAUUUGAUGUGGAAACAGAGCCGCCUAAUGAAGUUGAGAUCGAGCCAGCGAGCGGAUUUCUAAACUCUGAAGGACAGGCAUCACUGAAGUUCAGAAGGAUAUCGUCAUCCUUCUCAAUGGGAAGGAUAAACUGCAAGGUUUACUACUGUAAAGAAGAUGAAGUUUGUCUUUACCAAUCGGUUGCUUUUGAUGUCAAAUUCCGUGAAGAGGCCGAACCCAGUCCAGCACAAAUUAUGCUAUCCUAUUCUGUUUCGCCAAGAGAUAAUUCAGGUAGUACACAGCUAAUAGCUGCUAGAAAGAAUGCCAAGGUGUAGUCAGACUCACGGUGAUUGUUCUACUUGCAUCAUUGUAUUGAUUGUCAAUUUGGCCCUAGGCCCACAGGGGUAAGUGUUUUUUUUAUUCUUGAAGUGCAAGAUUAACUUCCCCUGUAUGAUGUAUAGCUGACAUGCUGCUUGUAACCCAGCUCCAUUGUCUCCCCUAACUGCACAGCAGUAUCAAUGGAGUAGUUUAUUAUCAGUUCAUUGAUUGCUUGGAACA